UCAUCAGCACAAACAAUUAAUCACAUCACAAACCAUUAAAAAAUUAUCCUACAAAAAAACAUUAAAGUGAAAAACCCAAAACAGUGACAUAAUAAAAUAAUAAUGUGAUACAAAAAAAUGCCACAGACUCACUAACAAACAGACAUGGCGUCCAAGGGCCAACCGCCAGAGAUUAUCACUGACUUCGAAACCAUAGACUUGGAUAAAAAUUCUGAAGACAAUGGCAAGAACGGGCAACUUAUGGGCAAGAAUGGGCACUAUGAAGACAAUGGCAAGAACGGGCAACUUAUGGUCAAGAAUGGGCAAUACGAGGGCAAUUGCCUCGGAGUACCACGGACGGGGCACAGGCCGUCUAUCAUGGAGGUGGAAUGCGCAAAGGAACGAAUGAGGCUAGCUCUUUUGAAGCAAUGUUCAGCUAUAUUGAAGCAAGGAGACCAGAAGUAUACGAAGGAAAGCUUGCAUAGGACCUUUCAGGAUGAGGAUCUGUUGGAGCGAAUAUUUCGACUGUUCGACGCGGAUGCAACGAAUCACUUAGUGCAAGAUGACUGGCUCGAAUACUUGAAGGAAAGGCUCACAGAUGACAAGCAGAUAGACUUCGUGGAGCAAGUGGAAAGCGUAGCUUAUGUAUUAUGUGGCAAUGGAGUAAUAACAUUGGACACAUUUCAAAUCAUCUUGAAAAAUAAAGUUGUGACGAACAAGUUAUUCAAAGUAGUGGACACGGAUGGUGAUGGGUAUGCGACUGCUGACGAAAUCAUGGAGUUCUUGUCUACAGUUACCAGUAGCAGACCGCGAGUAGGCUUCGACAAGCACAGCGUGGACCGACUCGAGGAGUUGUUCCGUCAGACGGUCGGCAAUGAGAAGGAGAUCACCAGGGAACAGUUCCAGAAGAUUGUCGUCUCUAAGAACCCGUUCUUCACGGAGCGCGUGUUCCAAAUCUUCGACGAGGAUGACUCGGGCGCCAUCUCGCUGCACGAGUUCAUCGCCGCCGUGCAUCGCUUCGCAGGACAGACGCCGGAGGACAAGAUACGGUUCCUGUUCAAGGUUUAUGAUUUGGAUGGUGAUGGCCUCAUCCAGCACCGUGAACUCCAGCACGUGAUGCGCGCCUGCAUGGAGGAGAACGGCAUGCAGUUCAGCGACUCCCAACUCCUCGACCUCACCACUGCCAUGUUCGAGGACGCUGACACGGAGAAACGAGGAGCCAUCACUUAUGAGGCGCUGAAGAAGCAGCUGGAGAAUCAUGAGGGGUUACUGGAGAAUUUGUCGAUAAGCAUAGACCGCUGGCUGGUCCCUCCGAAGCAAGACCCUCGUCCGCUCUCCUUCCACCAGCGUCUCCGCAAGCUGAAGCCCUACCAGCUGUCUCUCCCGUACCUGCGGAACAACUACGUGUUCCUCACGUACCUGGCACUCUUCACUGUUGUCAAUGUGGGGCUGUUCCUCGCGAGGUGUGUGGAGUAUAGGAACGCUAAUGGGUUCGUCAUCUUCGCUAGGGCUUGUGGUCAAUGCCUAAACUUCACGUGCGCCUGGGUGCUGGUCCUGAUGCUGCGGCAGUGCAUCACGGAGCUCCGCGUGCGAGGGUGCAGCUCCGUGCUGCCGCUAGACCAGCACAUCUACCUGCACAAGCUGACUGGAGUGCUCAUUGUGCUGUAUAGCGCCGUGCAUACGCUCAUGCAUCUGUGUAACUUUAGUCUAAUAGUAAUCCACGACCCAGUCCUGAACAAGAACAACUACACGCUGUCGGACUGGCUGCUGACGCAGAAACCAGGUCUGUUCGGGCUGGUGGCGGGCUGUGCCAACCCCACCGGCGUCGCCUUAGCCGUCAUACUGCUCGUCAUGUUCGUGUGCAGCCAGCCUUUCAUCAGACGAGGGGGGAGCUUUGAGGUAUUCUACUGGACGCACCUCCUAUACGUGCCAUUCUGGAUCCUGCUGCUGCUGCACGCGCCCAACUUCUGGAAGUGGUUCGUGCUGCCCGGCACUGUCUACCUCUCCGAGAGGAUUAUGAGACUCGCAUGGAUGAGAACGGAACGCGGCAAGACCUACAUAUCGUCAGGCAUCUUACUCCCAUCCCGCGUGACGCACCUGGUGGUGAAGCGUCCCCCGCUGUUCCACUUCCACGCGGGAGACUACGUGUUCGUCAACAUCCCCAACAUCGCGACGUACGAGUGGCACCCCUUCACCAUCAGUAGCGCUCCUGAGCAGGAGGAUUACCUCUGGCUGCACAUUCGCGGUGUAGGUCAGUGGACCAACCGCCUGUAUUCCUACUUCGAGCGCGAACAGGCGAGACUGCAUGCAGGAGAAGUACCUGCUAUAGAGAAUGGGCAUGAAAAGCUCGCUCGCUCCAUAUCAAGUCAGAGUAAGAAGAGCCGCAAGGGAUCCAUCGCGAGCACCAACAAGCGCUCAGUGGACUUCUCUCCCAAGUGCUUCACUAACGACGCCUUUGUCGGGGAUGAGAAUGGCGAUGUUAAGCUUAAUGAAGCUCCAUCCCCAACAAAGAUAAGAUACGCGCCCUCACUGCUGGCUCCACCUCGCACGCUGGAGAAGUCGCGCUCGAUGCCCGACGUACAGAAGAAUGUCAAGAAACGACAGCGGCUUAUGGCUCUUCGCGACUUCAUGCGCUCCGAAUCAGAGAGCAAGCUGAACGAGGAAGCAUUAGUAUCAGCUCGCAAAUCCUUCGGGCUGGCCAGCAAGAUCCCGCAGAACAAGUCCUUGGUGCACAGCUUCAGAUACAUGAGGACUAAGCCGACUAUCAUCGCUUUCAAGACGCCCAGCUUUGAAGAGAGGAGGAGGAGCAAUGAUAGUAUUUUGACAAUUGCACGUCGUCGCCUAUCAAAGAGCUUAUCUCCGGACCGCGACGUGGAGUGUCAGCCGACGUCAGUUGACGAUAACGACGGAUCCGAAGCCACUGACGACUUCGAACUCAACUAUCCUAUUGGGAAACCUUUGGAGAUCUACCUAGACGGUCCGUACGGCGCAGCAUCAUCCCAUAUCUUCCUCGCCCAGCACGCUGCCCUGGUGGCGGCCGGCAUCGGCGUGACUCCCUUCGCGUCCAUCCUGCAGGCGCUGGCGAGGAGACACAGCGCUGCCCGGCACACCUGUCCCAAGUGCGGACAUGACUGGCCUGCUGACAUGCCCAGACAUGGCAUGAACUUGAAAAAGGUGGACUUCUUCUGGAUAAACCGCGAGCAGCGUUCGUUCGAGUGGUUCGUGUCUCUGCUCUCGCAGUUGGAGAUGGAGCAGGCGGAGCGAGGAGACAGCGAGCGGUUCCUCACGAUGCACAUGUACAUCACCAGCGCGCUGCAGAAGUGCGACAUGAAGGCGGUGGGGCUGCAGCUGGCGCUGGACUUGCUGCAUGAGAAGGAAAAACGCGACCUAAUAACCGGCCUAAAGACCCGCACGAACGCCGGCCGCCCCAACUGGGACAAAGUGUUCAAGCAGCUACAAGAGCAGAACAAGGGCAAGGUGACGGUGUUCUACUGCGGGCCGCCGCAGCUCGCGCGAGUGCUGCGCCUCAAGUGCGACCAGUUCGGCUUCGGCUUCAGGAAGGAGGUGUUCUAGUACCGGAGACGAGAGAAAAAGAGCACAAAAAUAUAGUAGAUUAUAGGUAGAGUGUGGUCCUAGAUUGCUAACACCCAGUUUGACCAAGGGACACAGUGUUCAAGCAACUACAAGAGCAGAACAAGGGCAAGGUGACCGUGUGUGGCUUCAGGAAGGAGGUGUUCUAGUACUGGAGAAGAGGGAAAAUACCACUCAAAUUAAAAAAAAAAACAAAUGUGAUGCCGAAUUUAAGCACGGAUGGCCGGCGAACCGGGUCUAAACGAAACAGUUAAGUCAUAAUUGUGAUUCUGUUUUGUGUAAAAAUAAUUUUGGGAAAAGAUUUAGUUGAAUUAAAAAAUAUUUAAAAGAAUGACUAUUUUAUCAAAAUCGUUGAAGGGGUUUGUAAUACGUGAAAUACUACAGAGCUCAUCAUCCUCCGAGCCUUUUCCCAACUAUGUUGGGGUCGGCUUCCAGUCUAACCGGAUUCAGCUGAGUACCAGUGCUUUACAAGAAGCGACUGCCUAUCUGACCUCCUCAACCCAGUUACCCGGGCAACCCGAUACCCCUUGGUUAGACUGGUGUCAGACUUACUGGCUUCUGACUACCCGUAACGACUGCCAAGGAUGUUCAUUGACAGCCGGGACCUACUGUUUAACGUGCCAUCCGAAACACAGUCAUUGGUGUCUAAGAUAUACUUAGAAAGUACAUACAAACUUAGAAAAGUUGCAUUGGUACCUGCCUGACCUGGAAUCGAACCCGCGCCCUCAUACUCGAGAGGUUGGUUCUUUGCCCACUAGGCCACCACGACUUUUUAAAUACUACAGAGCUCAACUAAGCUGAAAUGGCACAUCCCACCACCGGAUUUUGGGCUCAUUUCAUUUAUAGUUUUUCGUUCUUUCAGGUGUAAAUGCGUAGGUGGGGCGUCAUUUCAGCUUACACAAGAUCGUCGAUAAUAUAGCUGUACUUUAAAACUAAUUGCUCGUUUAAUUAUUAUAGGCUUAUAAAGAUAUUGUAUAUUAUGACAUAGUAUAUUAUGCAGUUUGUAGUAAUUAGAGGAAAAAGCGGCCAUUUAUAAAACACUCUUAUUUUUCUUGCCUCUAACAUAAGUAAUGUGUAUUAUCAAUAUUAUCAAGUGUAAAUUGUACGAUAUUUAUGUAAUGCUAUUUCUUAGGUUUAGUGUUAAGUUUUAAAUAUUUAAUUUAUUUGUGUAUGCUGUUUUUGAUAAUUUUAUAUUGACUCAUUGAUAAUUUUAUUUGUUACCAUUUACCUUUUCAUAUCUGUGACCUUCUUGUUACCAUUCCAACCAAUGACGAGUCAGAGUUAGAAUUUAGUUAAUAAUAUGCCAUAUUUUUAUGUAAUUGCAAAUCUUUUAUUUACUUAUUGUUACCUACAGCAUAAUAAUUUCAUACUUUAGGGACCAGUUCAUUUAAUAAUUUAAAGAUUUUCAAUUAUUUUGGACCUUUCUAGAUUUAAUUAUUGUGCUUGUUCAACAUGCCGUUACCACAACCGUGCCACUUUAAUUCCAAGACAAUAAGUACUUUAGGAUUUAUAUCAAGUAAAUAUGAUGGAUACAUAAAUAUAAUUAGAUAAGAAUAGACGAUAGUUACCACUUUGAGUCCUUGUUUUGAAUUUUUUAAAUGUUAAUUCCAAUAAAAUUAUGA
Helicoverpa armigera (cotton bollworm) is the source of this 5192-nucleotide messenger RNA. It is a transcript of the gene Nox, whose product is annotated as NADPH oxidase 5. Gene Ontology annotation, molecular function: superoxide-generating NAD(P)H oxidase activity; calcium ion binding. The coding region runs from base 145 to 3552 and encodes 1135 amino acids. Gene Ontology annotation, cellular component: NADPH oxidase complex; plasma membrane. The record is from RefSeq and is a predicted model, not a curated record. The transcript is spliced from 20 exons. Lineage: Eukaryota; Metazoa; Arthropoda; Insecta; Lepidoptera; Noctuidae. Gene Ontology annotation, biological process: superoxide anion generation; defense response.